AUGUCUCAUCCAACUCCCGCCGAAAAGCCGUCCAACCCCGAAAACCCUCGCGUUUUCUUCGACGUUGACGUUGGUGGUGAAAGAGCUGGCCGGAUUGUUAUGGAGCUGUUCACUGACAUCACCCCCAAGACUGCUGAGAACUUCCGGGCUCUGUGCACGGGGGAGAAGGGCCUGGGGAAGUCCACGGGGAAGCCGCUGCAUUUCAAAGGAUGCCCCUUCCACAGAAUCAUCAAGAAGUUCAUGAUCCAAGGAGGGGACUUCUCCAAUCACAACGGCACGGGGGGCGAGAGCAUCUACGGGGAGAAGUUCGAGGAUGAAAACUUCCACUACAUGCACGACAAAGUGGGCUUCCUGAGCAUGGCCAACGCCGGGCCGGACACCAACGGCUCCCAGUUCUUCAUCACCACCGUCCCCACGCCGCACCUGGACGGGAAGCACGUGGUCUUCGGACAAGUGCUGAAAGGCUUCGGAAUCGUCAAAAUGCUGGAAUCCAUCGAGACCGAAGAGGACGCCCCAGUAAAACCCUGCGUCAUCGCUGACUGCGGCGAGUUUCUGGACGGGGACGGCUGGGCCGGCCCGCCCGCCGACGGCACCGGGGACGUCCACCCAGACUUCCCCGAGGACGCAGACAUCGACUUUAAAGACGUCGACAAAGUCCUGUCGGUGGCCGAGGACGUGAAGAACAUCGGAAACAGCCUUUUUAAGAACCAGGACUGGAAAGCUGCCGUCAACAAAUAUAGCAAAGCCCUCAGGUACCUGGAGAUGAGUGGAGACCACCUGGAGGAGGAGGCCCAGCGGAGGCUGGAGCCCACCGUGCUGAGCUGCUUCCUCAACACGGCCGCCUGCAAACUCAAGAUGCAGCUGUGGCAGGACGCGCUGGACAGCUGUGACGAGGCUUUGGAGCUGAACCAGGCCAACACUAAGGCCCUUUUCCGGAGGGCCCAGGCCUGGCAGGGGCUGAAGGACUACAGCAAAGCCCUGAUUGAUCUGAAGAAAGCUCAGGAAAUUGCUCCAGAAGAUAAAGCUAUUACCAAUGAGAUGAAGCGAGUCCAUCUUAAAGUCCAAGAAGAGAAGGAGAAAGAGAAGAAAAUCUAUGCCAAAAUGUUUGCCUGA
Molecule: messenger RNA, 1113 nt
Organism: Menidia menidia (Atlantic silverside)
Lineage: Eukaryota; Metazoa; Chordata; Actinopteri; Atheriniformes; Atherinopsidae
Source: the annotation of a GenBank genome assembly